Messenger RNA from Paramisgurnus dabryanus, 2972 nucleotides. It is a transcript of the gene ppm1lb, whose product is annotated as protein phosphatase, Mg2+/Mn2+ dependent, 1Lb. The record is from RefSeq and is a predicted model, not a curated record. Lineage: Eukaryota; Metazoa; Chordata; Actinopteri; Cypriniformes; Cobitidae. Gene Ontology annotation, molecular function: cation binding; protein serine/threonine phosphatase activity. Gene Ontology annotation, biological process: protein dephosphorylation.
AGCUGUUUAUUUAAUACGUGUGACAGACAGAUGUGUGUGAGAAUGCAGCAGGAAAGCUUUACUGUCCGUUACUCUGUCUGUUUUACAUUUGAUUUUUCUCACACAUUUAAAUAGAUACUAAUCAGACAUUUAAUCAGAGGACUGAUCUCAGCGCGAGCACGCGCACAUACACCUGUGCACAUCGAACUCGGUUUAGCCGAUUUAGGUUUUCGCUCACGAUCAAGAGAAAACCAUUGCCCGUAUUUAUCAGAUGUGAAGGCGUUGCAUUUAUUUGUGAUCGUGUGCAGGUGUUUUUGAAGCGCAGUGGAUGAGCAUGCAUUAGCGCAGCAUCAGUUUGUCAGUGCGCAUGCGCACGCUGGAAGAGAGCAUGAGACCGCUGUCAGUGCUGUGGAGAAUCAUGAGAUAUCUGCUCCUGCGACCCGAGACCCUGCUGCUUCUCUGCAUAAGUCUCGCUCUGUGGAGCUAUCUCUUCCACACCGAUGAUGUAAAGACCAUCGUCCAAUCCAUGAACGUGAUGAAGGGUAAGAUGAAGAUGAUGCCGACUGAUGGAGAUGAUGUUGUGGAUGAACGGAAGGUGUCCAGGACAUGGGAGUUCAGGAGUCCGACCGCAGCCGUGUACUCUAUCCAGGGCAAGAGAGAUCAUAUGGAGGACAGGUUUCAUAUUCUCACUGACACCAUCAACAGAAGCCAUCCAGACAUCUUUGGCAUCUUUGAUGGACAUGGAGGAGAGGCAGCAGCAGAGUAUGUACAGACUCAUCUUCCAGCGGUCCUGAGUAAACAGCUCCAGCAGUAUGAGAGACAGAAGGAGAACACCCUGCUGAACCAUCAGUCAAUCCUCAAGCAGCACAUACUUAACAUGGACAAAGAGCUUGUGGAGAAACUCUCAGCCUCCUAUGAUGAAGCAGGAACUACAUGUCUGGUGGCUCUGCUGUCUGAGAAGCAGCUGACUGUAGCUAACGUUGGCGACUCAAGGGCCGUGUUGUGUGAUAAAGAGGGUAAUGCCAUCUCACUGUCACAUGACCACAAACCUUACCAGCUAAAAGAGAGAAAGAGGAUCAAGAAAGCAGGUGGCUUCAUUAGUUUCAAUGGAUCAUGGCGUGUGCAGGGCAUUCUAGCCAUGUCUCGUUCACUUGGGGAUUAUCCAUUUAAGAAACUGAACAUGUUAAUCCCUGACCCUGAUGUACUGACAUUUGACCUUGACAAACUGCAGCCUCAGUUUAUUAUUUUGGCAUCAGACGGGCUUUGGGACACCUUUAGCAACGAGGAAGCUGUACAUUUCAUUAAAGAACGUCUCAACGAGCCGCAUUUUGGUGCUAAGAGCAUCGUCCUUCAGUCGUUUUAUCGUGGCUGUCCUGACAAUAUCACCGUGAUGGUGGUAAAGUUAAAAAAAAGACGCUCUAAAGCUGCUGGCCAGUGAAGAUGAAUCAACUCUCAAAUGUAAAACUUAAAGUAAACAAGUAUUUUUAUGAAUGAAUAAUUGAAAGUAAUUCACAUUAUGCAUAAGUUAAAUGCCAUAUGUUAACACUGUCAACUGUAUUUUUGGAGCAAUUGUUUGUAUUUACAUUGAUGUACAAAUGUACACAAAUCCCUAUUAAAUUUUCGGCAAUCUUUAUGCUUCUCUUUUGCAGGGAAGAUUUAUAGGAUCCAUAUCUGUCAGGUUCUAACACAGACAAUACAGUCCCCCCCAAAAAUUCGUAAAAAGCAGUUCCUAUUACCCAUGGGGUGACGUCAGGUUAUUUGUGUUCUUUAUGGCUGCUUUUCCAUUGUCUGGAUCGGUACCAUGCACUUUGACUCGUUUCGCCUUACUUGGGCUUGGUCUGCUUUUCCAUUGAGUAGAGUACCGCUUUGGAGUGGGUGGGAUUAUAGGCGUGUUAUAUUAUUUAUGCACUGCCUACUGCUGUAACAUCAUACAAAACACGAGCAACAGAGCAUCGUUGGAAUACAGUGUUUCCCAUACAUUCAUUUAUUUGUCUCAGUCAGUCACAAAAUCAAAAUUGACCACCACAAGUAGAUUUUUGCACAUAAUUUUUAUCACUACCUCUGUAUCACAGUUUCUGUACAAACACCCGUGGCAUCAAUCAACGCACUCCGCCACAAAAGUCACGAAUGCCUUCUUACAGUAUAGUGGUGUGGCUACACAUGACCAAUUCACCUGUGGAGUUUAACCAAUGUCAGCAAUACCCAACAGUUUAUUCAAAACACUUCAUUAAGUGAGGCAUUGAGUGAAAAAGGGAAAGUGUGAGGUGAAGUGUGUGCCUCUGCUACCUCUGUACAAUAUAAAAAGUGAAAAGUGGGUUCAACCUAAAAAAAUUAUUUCAUCUGGUAAGUUUAUUUAACAAACCUUUGUCACCUAAAGUGUAACUAAUGUUCAUUUUUAACUUAAUUUUUUUUUAGGUGUUAUUUUAAGUUGAACCAACUUUAAACAAAUACAAACUAUUAUUCCAUUACAACAUCAGUUCUGUUCAUAAAAACACACCAUUUCUACACGCAUCUUUAAUGAAACACUUUGCGAUAUUUCAGGCAUAUCUGAUUUGUCACUUGAUUGAAAAUGAUUAUAGAAAGAUUUUAAUGGAAGUAUGUUGCCUUAUUGUAGUUUAAUGUUUAUGAAUUAUUUGCCAAACUUGUGUCGUGAUCCAGCAUUUGUGUUGAGGGAGUUCAGUGUGUCAUAUGCACAUUAAAUAUUAUUGUAUUUUAAAUACUGACAUUUCAUUGAGACAGGAAUAACAAAAUGAAUGUUUAUAUUAAAUAAAUAAUAUAACACAUUCAGAACAAUAGAAAUUGAAAUUUGUUUUCAGACAGUUUUGAAAAAUUCUUAUUCCAAUGCUGAUUGUGUUGAAGAAUGAAAGAAGUACAUUUGUAUUGUUUUUGUUGCAUUUCAGAAACUGUAAAAAAGUUCAAAUUAAUUGAGAGUAAUUAAAAUAAUAGUGAUGAAAUCUACUAUCUGUCUAUAUAUCUGAUCUGUUUUGCUAGAA